Messenger RNA from Mya arenaria, 6132 nucleotides. RefSeq lists its product as uncharacterized. The transcript is spliced from 5 exons. The record is from RefSeq and is a predicted model, not a curated record. NCBI's taxonomy places the organism in Eukaryota, Metazoa, Mollusca, Bivalvia, Myida, Myidae. Bases 90 to 1847 code for a protein of 585 amino acids.
UCCUGGUUGGACAGAUAUCAAAAGUGUCGACAUUGUCAUCCGAUUUUCACGGAUUAUUUGUUGAAAAUGAACAGUUUUCUACUUUAAAAAUGGCUUCUGAUGUUAGAGAUAUUCUUCGCAUGUCCAAAAUUAGACAAAACUGUUUACCUUUCAGAAUACGAGCACAUUUACAUGGUUUAUUGACGGUUUUCAUUUUGACAGUGCAUUUGGUCACCAUUAAUUCAGAUACAUUGACAGUCUGUGACGCCAACACCAUCAACAAAACUGCUCCAUGUUGUCUUUGUUUGUACAAUGAAAGUUCCACUGAAUGUAACAAAACGUGUCCAAGUGGGUUUUUCAUAGCUAAGGGAACUGCGCAUUUAUGCCUUGAAAAAAAUGAUACAAAUGUUACCUUAACACCACCACCAUCUAACUCAUCAGCAAUAAAUGAGGUUCCUCAGGAGCAAACACAUGUGUACUGUAUUCCAGAUUGUCACGAUAGCCAGUUUUAUGUCAAUGAAAGUUCUGUAUGCAAAGAUUGUGAUAAAAAGUGCUUAACGUGCGCAGUGGAAAGUUCAAAUUGUACAUCAUGUAAGUUUGAAUUCAAUAAAACCUGCUACACUGAAUGUCCCAUUGAUACUAAAGUGUGUGAAAAUAAAACUGAAGGGACAAAUGUUUGUAAAACUUACUGUGUGAAGCAAAAUGAUGCUAGUAAAACAGCUAUUAUAGCAGCUGCAGUUGGAGGUGUAGCUGGUGUUGUUGUAAUCAUCAUCAUUGUAGUUGUUGCUGUGUGUUUAUGCAGAAGACGUCAGGCAAUGUGUUUUGGUCAGACAGAGCAGACCCUCCGUGGGAAAUCUGGGAAAAAGCGUACAGCGAUGAGCGGAAUUUUAGAGAACAAGAACACAAACGGCUCUGGAACAACAACACAGGCAACACAAAAACCCUCGAGCUACGAGAACACGUCUCAGACACUGCCGCGUGUAGAACAGAUACAGCAGCAACAUGACGCCGUUACACGAUAUACGAAGGACCCUACUUUUGUUAUUGAUGAUCCAGCGAUAACACAAGAGAGCCCCCCAGAUGUCCCAGACGACCUAUAUGCCAACAAGGAGGCCAUCGUUAGGACCAGGUGGGAGGAGGAAGAUCAGAAAACUCUCGCUGUGCUGGGAACCGCACCUCCACCCCCACAGGUCAAGGCGCCAGCAAAUAAACUUCAGAAAGGGAAGAAAAAGCCAGUUCCAGAUGGUCCUGUGGAUGACUACAUCGACAUGUCAGGGACAGAAGGCAAGGAAGAAGCUGAAGAAGGACAAGAGGAGACAACUGAUGUAGACUUUGGUACGGUCGAAGAACCAUAUGAAAAUUAUCAGGUUGGAAAGUCAACUGAAAAACUGUAUGAGAAUUGGAAACAAGACAGUGGAACCAAAGCGAAGAAAUCUGGAGCUUCUAAGGGAUGUAAAUCAGUAAUUGGCACAAAGGGAGGUAAAAAACUGCCAAUUGGAACAAAGGGAAGUAAGCCUCAAAAAAGUUCAAAGGGAACUAAUUUGGAAGUUGAAAAGAAGGGAGAUAAGCCAAAAGUUGUUCCUAAGCCUAAGGUAGUUGAUUCAGAAAGUGGAAGUAAGAAAGGUAAUAUGGAAGUUGAAAAUAAGGGAGAUAAGCCAGAAGUUGUUCCUAAGCCUAAGGCAGUUAAUUCAGAAAUUGGAAGUAAGGGAGGUAAUAUGGAAGUUGAAACGAAGGGAGAUAAAUCAGGGAGCACUGAGAGUGAUGAAGAAGCCCUUGAUGAUUAUGAGAACACUAAAGAAAUGAAGAAAGUUACCAAAGACUAUGUGAAUGCUACUGCUUUCAAGAAAACCAAACCGAAGAAAGCGUAGCAUCUUUUAUAACAUUACACCACACCAAUUUGAUAUUUCUUUUGACGGAUGUACCACAACAAUUUUUCAGAAAAUGCAAACAAAUACACAAUCAUCUUAAUAUAAUUAUUACAUCGCUGACAAUUCUAGGAAGACUUAAAGUGGAAUAUUAAAUGAAUACUCUGUGAUUAAAAUUACACUUAGAAGGGAGAUGAUGUUAAAAUUAUUAAGGAUUAUAAUUCAUAAUAUUGUAUGAAAAAAAAAAUUGUCUUCCCUGUUUCUGUUUUUAAAUGAAAUUGGAAACUUGUAUUUUUAUUUAUUAUUAUUAUUAUCAAAUUAUUAUUACAAUAAUUAUUUUUAUUGUUAUAAAGAUUUACACUGAUGUUUACAAACAUUAACCAAAAGAAAGCAUUGUGAUAAAUAUCCAUCAUUCCUUAACAGUUAUUUUAAAGAUAAUAAGAUGCAUGAUAAAAUUAAAAUUGUUUUGGUGUAAUCGUUUAAUAAUAUUGAAUGCCACAAUGUAUAAUUGUAAUGAUUAUAUGUACAUUUAUGUUAUUGAUGUAUUUGUUAUGAACAAUAGCUUAAGGUUUCUUGAUUUUUUUAUGAUGGAGAUAAGUGCCUUACAAAAAUAGUGCUCAAUUAAAAUGAGAAAUGCAGAAGAAAAAAAAGAUUUUUUAUAAGACAGGUCUUUUGAAAGCUGUUUAGUUUCAUUUAAAAUUUCAAGUGCAUGAACAGUAAACCAAUUUGUGUAUUUUCUUACUAAAUCAUUGAAAUGGGUAAUUAAGCAAUGAUAAAUAAUAUUAAAAAAACUGGCGAAAAAUUAUGGCCUCCAAACUGAGGCUAAAGAAAAAACAUGGGAACUUUCAUGAGUUUGUCGGAUAUGCCAAGAAAAAUAAUGAUCAAUUGUCGACUAAUGUGAUUCAAAUUUCUAUACUGUAUGCAAAUGAGAUUAGUACUUCAAGAUUUUGACACAUUGAACAAUUGUGGCUUUAAAUUUAUAAAUGUGGUCCAAAACACUGCAUGAAUUACAAAAUGGAUCAAAAUAUCUAUACUCCUUCAAUCGACUGCACACAUCAAGGACUAUGAUUUGGUGCAUACUUUUACCUAUCACGUGGAACUAGCUACUGAACAGGCGGGUCUUAUUUACCUCAUAAAGCAUUUCUGCAUGAACAUAUAACAUUGGUUUCAGUUAAACCAGCUAUGUAAAUAGUAGCUUUAAAUAAUGCUUGCCAGGAUGGUGUAGUAAAAAGGAAACUCUUGGAACAGUUGAAACUGUACAAAUUUACUGUCACUUUUGUGCAAAAUGGCAUUGCGAUGUUACUUUAAUUCUGACCUGCAAGCAAGUUCUUUUUUGCAUACUGUAGAAUUGUAGAAGCUGUUGUAAUUGUUCACAACUAUUUAUUUUGUAAGGCAACAUUUAUGCUGGAUAAUACAAUUUUGUAGCAGUAGAUUGUCUGAAAGAACUGAUUUAUGUAGAUUUAGUCAUUUUUGUGAUAUUUUUAGCUUGUCUGUGUUUCAUAGGGUGUCACCUUAAGCGUUGUUGUGCAUUGGCCAUUGGCCAUUACUCAAAAACCAUUCAAGAUAUUUAGAUGAAACUUGGUACAUAAUUUAUGCUAACAAAGACAAUAUCUAGUAACUGGCUGUUAUAAUGUUGAGUUACGCCCAACCUGGGAACCCCUGUUUGCUAGUCUGAGGCACUUUACCAACUGAACUAAACCAUGACUGGAUUAAACUCACAUUUUUAUGACCUCUUAUGCUAGACUGUGCUUUGGCCUUCAUCCCCUGUGCACAAGAAUUCAUCUACAAAUCCCAAAAUCAGACCAUUUAUAACCAUUGUAGGCAAGUCAGGCUCUCUACCAACUGAGCUUACCAUGACUGGAUAACUCACACACUCUUAAACCAUUGCCAGUCAGUGCCAUAAUCGUUGUCCAUUCUGUGCUAGAAUUCAUCCUCAAAUUACCAAUCAGACCAUUUAUAACCAUUGUAGGCAAGUCAGGCUCCAACUGAGCUUACCAUGACUGGAUAAUUUACAAUAAUCUUUGACCUGUGCUAGGCAGUGCCAUAACCGUUGUCCGCUCUGCGCUAGAAUUCAUCCCCAAAUUACAAAACCAGCUAUUUAUAACCAUUAUAGGCAAGUUAGGCACUCUACCAACAAAGCUUACCAUGACUGGAUAAUUUACAAUACUCUUUAACCUGUGGAAGGCACUCACUGAUUGCCAUGGCCGUUGUCUGCUCUGUGUUAGAAUUCAUUCACAAAUUACCAAACCAAACAAUUUAUAACCAUUGUAGGCCUCCACAAUCUUGCCACAGUACAACUCUUAAAAACUAAGUGGUACUACUCACAGUCACAUGUUGGAUGCAAAUUGCCCUUUGAAUUGUGUAAAUAGUGACACUUUUAAAAACAACAAUAUUUAAGUGCUAAAUUGAGACUUAUAUUAUUGCUUAUAUUAGAUUAGUGAGUUUUGAUACUAUAUUUAUGAUUUUAUUUUAGUGUUUUUGUACUUAUGAAUGGGGUCAAGUUUUGACCCCACUUUAGUCAAAGAAAAAUACUGCUGUUGGUAAAAUUGUACAUAAUGAAGGUAAUAAUCAACAUUAUAUGUUUAAUAUUUCAUUUUAUAUUGAAGCUUCGCAUAAUUGUUUAAUCAAGAAGUAAAGAUGGUUUUUUGUUUGACUGAUUGAACAUACAUUUACUUUGAUGAGUAAUUCCCUAUAGGACAAUCACUAUUAGGAUUAGUUGCUCUUUUUUUCUUUUUCUUUUAAUGAAAGUCCAGGGGUGGUAUUCAUAAAACAUCUUAAGCCAUUUCUUAAAUAAAUUUCCUAACAAAUUUGAAGCCAUAUUAAACAAAAUAUAGAAAUGUUUUUAACAUACAAGGUUUUAUAUGUAUUAAAAUCAAUGUCAAUUUAGUAUUUCAGACAGUAUUAGGUUAUUAUAUAAUGUGACAAACAUGAUAUUUAACUUAAAAAACCGACUUAGGUUAGGAAAUGACUGAAGAUGUUUUGUGAUACUGGCCAAUGUCUUGAUAGCCUUAGUAUACCUGUUGGAAUCAGUUGAGUCAUUGAUGUUGUUGUUGUUGUUGUUGUUGUUGUUGUUGUUGUGUAUAAAACCUUAAUGAUUACCAUAUCUCAAAAACCGUUAAAGUGAUUCUCGUAUUUAAAAUCAAUACAUACACAUGUAUAACAAACAUAAAUAUUGAGCAAUAAUCCUUUAACUACUUAGUAAAUAAUGCAGUGAUGGAAAAUUUUAAUUACUGAUAACAAGAUUGUAACUGUGUUAUUAAUAGCUGAAAAUGCACUGAUAUUAAAUGACUGGUGAGUCCUAAAAGAUUUACAGUGAUUAAAUAUUGUCUCAUAAGGUAGAGACACCAGGUUUUUUCAAAUAAUGCACAGUAGCCUUCAUGAGAACCAUUGUUUUCGAUAUGUAUUCAUCCUUUUCAGUAAAUUAAAAUAAUAGUUUUAAUUGUGGUACUGCUCAUUUGGGAGUGAGAAUUCAUCUUUAAACCUAUCAAAAUAGCAUGAUCAUGUCAGAGAUAAUACACAUAUAUAUGGUACAGCUUUUAUAACUUUUGCCUUAAAAGUUGUUGAAUAAUACUUCUUGUUUGACUUGAAAAGUCAGAUGAGCGUGCUGGCAUUCGAUCUGCAGUGCUCUUGUUUAUGCAUAACUAUAGAUAUAAUCUUCUAAAAGGUGCUAUAUAUAUAUAUAUAUAUAUAUAUAUAUAUAUGUAAAAUUGCUCAAUAUCUGUUAAAAAAAUCUUACUAAAAAGUUUAGUGUCUAGCAGUUUAUUUUUAACAAAACUGACUCAUGCUUAUUUUUACAUUCCUAUUUUUGACUGUCAAGGUCAUUGCAGGCUUUGUAUACAUGUUAUUAUGAAAAUGUUAUCCUUACUUUUUCUGUCAUUUAAUUAAAACAAAAGAGUUCUCUGUGUGUAAGGUAUUGAAUACAAUGCUUGUUAUGUGAAACUUAAAUAGUAUUACUUUGCACAUAUUUUUUUUAUUAAGACAAUAAAUUUUAGAUGUAAAUUUCCAGGAAUUCAGUAGGACUUGCUAAAUGAAUAGAUAAAUAAAUACCAAUACCAAAGAUAUAUAGUAAAAACCAUCACAGUGUCUCUAAACUUAAUUAUUGCAGGCCUUUACCUUUUAUUUAUUACUUCAAUUUAUUACAGGGAGCAGCUGCUGUAGUAUUGCUAAUUUAACAUAUCGAGGGCCUACAUCACAAAACAUACUUUACUUAUAUAGAGCGCGAGAAAGACUUAACUCCUUUCAUAUAGCUGAGGGACAGACUUAAAACCUUCUAUAUAUAGAGAGAGAC